GGGAGCAGCAUUAGCUGCAGGGCGAAGGGAGAGCGAGAGUUGCCCGCCCCUUGGAGCAGGAGGGCGGUGCAAGAACUCAGCAGCGCUGCAAGAGACGCUGCACGUCCUCUUAGACACGCUCACCGGCACUGCGCCCAGGCCGGGAAGGCUCGUUACUGCUUGCGGAGCCCUUUGCAGAAAGCGGAAGCACGUGACAAUUGGAAGAUGAAAAAUGGGGGGAAACCCAGCAGAGGAUUGUUAGGAGGUGACAGACGGAAAAAGAGAAACCAGAAGAGACUAAAACCUGGAGCAGAAGAGAAGAGCAGGAGUGGAUCACCAGCUUCUCAACACGUAAUGAAUCAAGAGAGAGAAAAGCCUGUGCCCUCCUUGUAAGAAAGGCUUGAGCCAUGAGCCAAGCCUUGGACCUCAGUGGGAAAUGCACACAGAGAAGAAACUAUGUGACAGCUUCAAGUGUGGAGAUGGCUCCAGCACAGGUGGAGCUCUUACUCAGCACCAUAGAACCUGCACUGGGGAGAAAACACAUAAAUGCACUGUGUGUGGAAAGAGCUUCAGGCAACGUGGAUAUCUUAUAUUACACCAAAGAAGCCACACUGGGGAGAAACCAUAUGAAUGCUUGGAGUGUGGAAAGAAGUUCAGCUUGAGUGGACAUCUUAAACGACAUCAUAGAACCCACACUGGGGAGAAACCAUAUGAAUGCUUGGAGUGUGGGAAGAGAUUCAGCCAUAGUGGAGAUCUUACAUUACACCAUAGAAGCCACACUGGGGAGAAACCACACAAAUGUCUGGAGUGUGGAAAGAGCUUUAGCAGUAGUAGGCAACUUACAUUACACCAUAGAACCCACACUGGGGAGAAACCAUAUGAAUGCUUGGAGUGUGGGAAGAGCUUCAGCCAGAGUGGACAUCUUACAUUACACCAUAGGAGCCACACUGGGGAGAAACCAUAUGAAUGCUUGGAGUGUGGGAAGCGCUUCAUCAGUAGUGGACAACUUACUAUACACCAUAGAACCCACACUGGGGAGAAACCUUAUGAAUGCUUGGAGUGUGGGAAGCGCUUCAUCAGUAGCGGACAACUUACUGUACACCAUAGAACCCACACUGGAGAGAAACCACACAAAUGUCUGGAGUGUGGAAAGAGCUUCAGCAGUAGUAGACAACUUACAUUACACCACAGAACCCACACUGGGGAGAAACCAUAUGAAUGCUUGGAAUGUGGAAAGAAGUUCAGCCAGAGUGGACAUCUUACAUUACACUAUAGAAGCCACACUGGGGAGAAACCACACGAAUGUCUGGAGUGUGGAAAGAGCUUCAGCAGUAGUCAACAACUUACUGUACACUAUAGGAGCCACACUGGGGAGAAACCAUAUGAAUGCUUGGAAUGUGGGAAGUGCUUCAGCAGUAGUGGACAACUUACUGUACACCAUAGAACCCACACUGGGGAGAAACCACAUGAAUGCUUUGAGUGUGGGAAGAGCUUCAGCAGUAGUAGGGAACUUACUGUACACCAUAGAAGCCACACUGGGGAGAAACCAUAUGAAUGCUUGGAGUGUGGAAAGAGGUUCAAACAGAGUGGACAUCUUACAUUACACCGUAGAACCCACACUGGGGAGAAACCAUAUGAAUGCUUGGAAUGUGGAAAGAAGUUCAGCCGGAGCGAAUAUCUUACAUUACACCAUAGAAGCCACACUGGGGAGAAACCAUAUGAAUGCUUUGAGUGUGGGAAGAGGUUCAGCCAGAGUGGACAUCUUACAUUACACCAUAGAAGUCACACUGGGGAGAAACCAUAUGAAUGCUUGGAGUGUGGAAAAAAGUUCAUCCGGUCCGCAAAUCUCUCUCUUCAUGAUCGAACCCACACUGGGGAGAAACCAUAUGAAUGUUUGGAGUGUGGAAAGACCUUCAGUCAGAGUGGAAAUCUUAAAAAACAUCAUAGAACCCACACUGGGGAGAAAGCAUAUGAAUGCUUAGUAUGUGGAAAGUGUUUCAAAACAAAAGAAAAGCUUUCUGUACACCACAGAACCCACACUGGUGAGAAACCAUAUGAAUGCUUGCAGUGCGGGAAGAGCUUCAGCAUGAGUGGGGCUCUUACUGUACACCAUAGAAGCCACACUGGGGAGAAACCAUAUGAAUGCUUGGAGUGUGGGAAGAGCUUCAGCCAGAGUGGAAAUCUUAUAUUACACCAUAGAAUCCACACUGGGGAGAAACCACAUAAAUGUUUGCAGUGUGGAAAAAGCUUCAGCAGUAGUAGACAUCUUACAUUACACCAUAGAAGCCACACUGGGGAGAAACCAUAUGAGUGCUUGGAGUGUGGAAAGAGCUUCAGCCAGAGUGGACAUCUUAAACAACAUCAUAGAACCCACACUGGGGAGAAACCAUAUGAAUGCUUGGAGUGUGGAAAGAGCUUCAGCACAAGGGGAGAUCUUAAAAAUCAUCAUAGAACCCACACUGGGGAGAAACCACAUAAAUGUUUGCAGUGUGGAAAGAGCUUCAGCAGGAGUGGACUUCUUACAUUACACCAUAGAAGCCACACUGGGGAUAAACCAUAUGAAUGCUUGGAGUGUGGAAAGAGCUUCAGCCAGAGUGGUGAUCUUAAAAAACAUCAUAGAACCCACACUGGAGAGAAACCAUAUAAAUGUUUGGAGUGUGGAAAGAGCUUCAGCUGGAGUGGAGAUCUUAAAAACCAUCACAGAACCCACACAGGGGAAAAACCAUAUGAAUGCUUGGAGUGUGGGAAGAGCUUCAGCCAGAGUGGACAUCUUGCAUUACACCAUAGAAGCCACACUGGGGAGAAACCAUAUGAAUGCUUGGAGUGUGGAAAGAGCUUUAGCACAAGGCAAGCUCUUUAUAUACACAACAGAACCCACACUGGGGAGAAACCAUAUGAAUGCUUGGAGUGUGGAAAGAGCUUCAGCCAGAGUGGAGAUCUUAAUAAACAUCAUAGGACCCACACAGUUGAGAAACUACCACAUAAAUGCUUGGAGUGCGGAAAGAGCUUUAGCAGGAAUGACAAUCUUAGUUUACACCUUAGAACACAUACUGGGUAGAAAUCACAUUUGGAAUUUGGACAGGCAAUCGGCAGGAGUGAAUUUCUUCCUAGGCAUCAUAGAAUCCACACUGUGGCAAGAUCUUCAGCCAGAAUGAGGAAGUUAUACAUUAUAGAAACCAUGCUUCCAUUAUGGAAAGAGCUUCAGAAGGAAGCGAUGCCUUAAUGAACAUGCACAAACUCAUACAUUGUAUAAAUGAUUGACAUGGAACUUCAGAUAAGCCUGGGAAUCUUCCUCAUUUGUGUGAAGUAUAAAAACUUGUGAGAUUUCUUUUGAUUCAAUUUGCUUUUUCCCUUGUUACUUUAGAAGCGUCUUGGGAACCAGGGUUGGCAGAUGUGUUUUUGUAUCCCUGUUAUGCAUAAAUCUGCAUAAUUGGUUCAAAUUAAUAAAUCAUUAUUACUGUU
Hemicordylus capensis (graceful crag lizard) is the source of this 3441-nucleotide messenger RNA. RefSeq names its product zinc finger protein 850-like. The coding region runs from base 416 to 3037 and encodes 873 amino acids. The transcript is spliced from 4 exons. The record is from RefSeq and is a predicted model, not a curated record. Gene Ontology annotation, biological process: regulation of transcription by RNA polymerase II. Gene Ontology annotation, molecular function: DNA-binding transcription factor activity, RNA polymerase II-specific; RNA polymerase II cis-regulatory region sequence-specific DNA binding. Lineage: Eukaryota; Metazoa; Chordata; Lepidosauria; Squamata; Cordylidae.